CGAAUUGACUUUUUUUCAGAAAAAGCCAGAGGAAGUUACGAUCUUGCCCUCUGAUGGGACUGAGCUGGGUUAAUGUGCCCCUCACCUUUACAAGGUUUUCGCCGGAAAAAUGUCGUCUACGGAAGAAUCCAGUAACGACUACGAGGUCGGGCACCGAGCCGAGUUGGAAGGAAAAGGCGCUUCAUCUGCGGGUGGCAGCACGGAGGAAGCUACGGAAGCUACGAAAACCCUAAUCGAAAUGCAAAAGGAGGCAUUACAAUGGCGAGACCAGAAAAGGAGGACGACAAUGGCUGGUCGUACCAAAGAACCCCCCUCAAAAAAACAGGAAAAAAUUGCUCUAACAGGCUCAGCAGAAACACUAAGGUUAACGGCCAAUAUCGGGGCUUAUUGGGCAUUUAUGAAGCGCCUUGCCCCGAAGAUCCGUCAGUGGCAUAGGGAUGCAUACUGCGGUUCUAUAUUUCAGCACUACAUUUUGUUUGGGGCUCCUGCGCCUGAUCGGCCCACCCUUGAGCUGCUGCUGAGCUUUUUCGAUAGAGAUAAUAACACCUUUUGUAUACCUGAUUCAAAAAGUGGGGGUAUGAAAAAUGUUAGUUUUGAUUUGCAAUGGGUCCACAACCAUACUUAUUUCCCAAUUUAUGGGGAGGACAUAAGGAACAAUAGGGACUGA
This is a messenger RNA of Asparagus officinalis (garden asparagus), 667 nucleotides long. RefSeq lists its product as uncharacterized. NCBI's taxonomy places the organism in Eukaryota, Viridiplantae, Streptophyta, Magnoliopsida, Asparagales, Asparagaceae. The transcript is spliced from 3 exons. The coding region runs from base 110 to 667 and encodes 185 amino acids. The record is from RefSeq and is a predicted model, not a curated record.